GUAAGGAUGUGGGGAGUAGGAGAGAUAGGAACAUAUAAAAGGAAAUUGCAUGUGCCUGUUAUGUGUUUUUAUCCCAUGUUUUCCACAAGGUCCAUGAAUGUAAAAUGAAGCUAUUCCUCCUAAUCUGCUUGCUGGUUUCUUGCUGUUGCCACGCUGGGGCAGUGAACCGGGAGUACUAUAUUGGCAUUACAGAGACUGUCUGGAACUAUGCACCUGGCAAUACCAGUGCCAUCUCUGGACAGCUUUUUGCAGAAGAAGAGCAGGCUGAAGUCUUUCUCAAAAGAGGACCACACAGGAUAGGAAACACUUACAAGAAGGCUAUCUACGUUCAGUAUACCAAUCAUUUAUAUGACGUGAUAGUUGACAAACCUUCCUGGCUGGGUUUUUUAGGUCCUAUAAUUAAGGCAGAAGUUGGAGAUUCCAUUACUAUUCACUUGAAAAACUUUGCUUCCAGAAACUACACACUGCAUCCACAUGGUGUAAGAUACACAAAAGAAAAUGAAGGUGCUUUUUAUCCUGACACUACCAAAGAUUUGCAAAAGCAAGAUGAUGCCGUAGAGCCUGGAGGCCAGUACACUUAUACAUGGGACGUGACAGAAGAUCAAGGUCCAGCUAAAGCAGAUGCAGACUGCAUAACCAGGGCUUACCACUCCCACAUAGAUGCUCCAAGAGAUGUUGCCUCAGGGCUUGUUGGGCCUUUAAUAAUUUGCAGGAAAGAUACAAUGAAUAGGGACAAUGAUCAACACUUUGAUGCUGAAUUUAUCCUUAUGUUUUCUGUGGUGGAUGAAAAUCUCAGUUGGUAUCUAGAGGACAAUAUCAGAACAUAUUGUUUUGAGCCUUCCAAAGUGGACAAAGAUGAUGAGGACUUCCAGGAAAGCAAUAAAAUGCACUCAAUCAAUGGGUACAUGUAUGGAUACCUCCCAAACCUCACAAUGUGUGUGGAAGAUAAGAUAAAAUGGCAUCUUUUUGGCAUGGGUAAUGAAGCUGAUAUCCAUUCAGCCUACUUUCAUGGACAGACUUUAAUAGAAAGACAUCAUCGAGUUGACACCAUCAGCCUCUUCCCAGCCACAUUCAUUGAUGCUGUCAUGGUACCAAGGAGCCCUGGGGAAUGGCUGCUCAGCUGCCAAGUGAAUGACCACAUUGAAGGUGGUAUGCAGGCCCUUUUUAAAGUAGAAGAUUGUAAGAAAUCCACACCAGGUCACAGUGAGAGUACAAAGAUAAGACAGUACUUCCUUGCUGCUGAAGAGAUCAUCUGGAAUUAUGGCCCAUCUGCAGUGAACCAUUUUACAGGACAAGAAUUAAUUGUUGACAGUGAAUCUCACAUCUUUUUUGAACAAAGUGAGACAAGAAUUGGUGGCUCCUACAAAAAAGCAAUUUACAAAGAAUACACAGAUGAUUCUUUCACUGAAUAUAAAAAAAGACUUGCAGAGGAAGCUCACCUUGGACUCCUAGGACCUGUGAUCAGGGCUGAAGUGGGUGAGCGCAUCAGGGUGACCUUCCGGAACAAUGCCAGCCGCCCGUUCAGCAUCCAGCCCCACGGCGUGAGCUACCGCAGGAGCGCGGCCGGGGCGCGCUUCGGCACCGCGCCCGCAGGUACCGAAUCUCCAGCCUCUCAUGUGAAUCCCGGCACCACAUUUACAUAUGAAUGGGAUGUGCCAGAAGAUGUGGGUCCCACAGAGCAAGACCCAGACUGUUUAACCUGGCUUUAUUACUCAGCUGUGGAUGCAGUCAGAGACACCAGUUCUGGCCUUGUGGGUCCUCUCCUAGUGUGCAGGAAAGGAGCUCUGCUUUCUUCUGGGAAACAGAAAAAUGUGAACAUGGAGUUUUUUCUACUUGCCACAGUAUUUGAUGAGAAUCUGAGCUGGUAUUUGGAUGAUAAUAUUUUGAUGUUUACACUAAGUCCUGAUAAAAUUGACAAAGAUGAUGAAGGCUUCCAAGAAUCUAACAAAAUGCACUCUAUUAAUGGUUAUAUGUAUGGAAAUCAGCCUGGUCUUGAGAUGUGUAAAGGAAGUGUUGUUUCCUGGCAUUUGAUGGGCUUGGGUUCAGAAGUUGAUGUCCAUGGGAUAUACUUCUCAGAAAACACAUUUGUAACUAAAGGAACAAGAAGGGAUACAGCAAAUCUGUUUCCACAUACAGUUCUUACAGCUAUUAUGAAGCCUGAUUCUGAAGGAGUAUUUGAAGUGUCCUGCCUGACAGCAGACCACUACACUGGGGGCAUGAAACAGAACUACAAAGUGAAAAAAUGCCACUGGUGGAAUGUAGAUUUGUCUACGUAUUUGCAUGAAAAGAUUUACUACAUUGCUGCAGUGGAAGUUGAAUGGGACUAUUCUCCUAACAGGACAUGGGAAUUCGAGCGGCAUCAAUACCAUAAGGAAAGCCCUGGCAAUCCAUUUUUAAAUAAAGAUGAAAAAUUCAUUGGCUCAAAGUACAAAAAGGUAGUAUAUCGUGAGUACACCGAUCAGACAUUCAGUACUCCCAAAAACAGAGCAAAGGAGCAGCAGCACCUGGAAAUUCAAGGGCCGCUGCUUGUGUCAAAUGCUGGAGAUAAAAUUAUAAUAGUUUUCAAGAACUUAGCAUCAAGACCUUAUUCUAUCCAUGCCCAUGGAGUGAAAACAGACAGUUCUGUUGUUGCUGUAACUAACCCAGGUGAUACAAAAAUAUAUGUCUGGAAAAUCCCAGAGAGAUCUAGUCCUGGGAGAGGAGAUUCACAUUGUAUUGCAUGGGCAUACCAUUCAACAGUGGACAUUGUUAAGGACACUUACAGCGGAUUAAUAGGCACACUUGUUGUGUGUCAUAGACAUUACCUGCCAUCAUUUCAUACUAAAAAGAAAGUUCAGUUUGCUCUUCUCUUUAUGGUUUUUGAUGAAAAUGAGUCAUGGUACUUGGAUGAAAACAUUAAAACGUAUUCUACCAACCCACACCUUGUUGACAAAGAGGAUGAGGGAUUCCUUGAAAGUAAUAAAAUGCAUGCCAUUAAUGGAAAGGUGUUUGGAAAUUUGCAUGGCCUGACUAUGCACGUUGGAGAUAAUGUCAGCUGGUAUCUGAUGGGAAUGGGCAAUGAGAUAGACAUUCACACAGUACACUUCCAUGGCCACAGCUUUGACUACAAGCAAACAGGCAUUUACCGGGCAGAUGUCUUUGAUCUGUUCCCUGGGACAUCUCAAACUGUGGAAAUGACCCCACAGAACCCUGGAACCUGGCUGUUACACUGUCACGUUACUGACCACAUCCACGCAGGCAUGGAAGCGACCUACACUGUGCUCCCAAAGGAAGAAGAUCCAGUUUCUGACUCUAACCAUCUAUCAAGACUAGACUAUCUCCACCCCUCAUCUCACUCUUUCUGAAGAAAUGCUGAAAUGUGAGUAAAGGAGCAAUUGAGGCUGCUUUUCUUUCCCACAACAAUGUCAUUAUGAAAAAAAAUAGAAGCAAAACCAGUAUCACAGGCCAACCUUGAAAAAGGUAUCUGCUUCUUCUAGUUCAAUUUUACUGUUCUCAUGUAAAGCCACAGUGGCAGCCACCAGUAAACCAGGCUGCAUCUCCUUCAGGUGAACAGCAAACUCAGUUGGCAUAACAAUUCCUUCCGUACGCUGCUGCAGGAGCCGUGGCUGCCCAAUGAAGCCACAAGCCAGUGUUGUCUACAAACAUAAAUAGAUAUAAAUCAGGUAAAGAAUUCAAUAUACAGAUUAUUCUACUCAGUAAAUUCAGUAUUUCCUCAGGCAGUGAAAUUUAGAUGGAAGUAGUCAGGGAAGAAAGCAAAUCCUUUCUGCAAUUCAUAGAGUAGCUCUCCAGAGACAGAUCCAAACCACAUUCUGGAGCAGCGACUCCUGAAAAACAGGCCUUGUGCCUAAACACUGAAAGUAAUAUGCAAUUGAAAGAUGGAGUUAUUGUGCACAUAAAAUGGAUUUCACUAAGUAAUCCAAGACAUUUGAUGUACAGGGUGGUUUGUAAAAUCACUGGCUGACUUUUCAAGAGGCUACUUUGCAGAAGUGUGAUUUUUAUUUUGAAAAUACCCCUGAAACAAUGAUCAAAAUGUGCUUCACUUUGCGCAACAAGAAGCUAUUUUGAGUUAUGUGAGUGCUUAUGAAGAUGAUUAUAAUAUAUUAUUCCCAUUUUAAAGACAGUGGCAAAAUAAUGCCUAAGUAAAUUAAAUUAAUUACACAAGACAUGUAAGGCAGACCUAGAAGAAAUAUUAAGAUUAGCUUUCUGAAAAUGUUUUUUCCUACUUUGAAAUACAAUGCUUUUUUAAAGGUGAAGAGCAAUAGAACAUAUUUAACGGAUCAGAUUAGAAAGAAAGAAAGAAAAUCCAACCAAAACACUCAAGCCUAAACCACCUUAUUCUCAAAAUAACAUCCAGGCAAUGUGUUUGCUCACAACAUGGCAAUUUCACUUGAUCGUGCUGCAAAAGCAGGUGGUGCUGAAUAUAAUUUUUGAAACAGCUCCCACAGCUCCAACCCUGGAACUCAAAACCAGCCACCUUUAAAAACUCUGCAGGACUUUUUCCACCAAAGCACAAUAUCUAAUUUUGAAUCAGCCAUCCAUUUAUUUCAAAAAUGUUUAGACUCCUAAUAUUCAGUUGCAAACUCUAUCACAUUUUAAUAUUCCACAGUCUUGAUCAAACUCAACAAGAAGUAAUUUACAGACUGGUCUCACACAAUGUAAACAUCUGUGGCAGAGACAGCUCCACUAACAUUUUUGCCCCCAUUGAUGAUGAAUUCUUACUUUGAUAGCUCUGAAGUAGGUUCUGAUCUGGUCUUAAAAGAGUUAAGUGCUUUGAUUCCACAAAAAAUGUGAAAUUGUAUACAGAAACUUUAGUUUGUAAGCACAAUGGAAAAUAUUCUGUUCAAGAAAAAUUUUAUAAUGGCUGUUUGCAUACAGAUGGUGUUUUGACGGGCAUAUAUUAAUUUCAGGUAGAGAAGUGUAGAAAUGCUACUAUACAAUCCUCCCAUGCAGCUGAAGAGCACUGGCAGAGUUGGUUAUAUCCCAGUAAAACAACAUCUAAUUGAUCAAGAAUAAAGAGCUUCAAAACUUGCUUAUUUUGUAAGUCUUCACCAAGACAAGACUACCCUAUCUGCAGGGCAAACUGUACAGUCACAGUGUAUGUCAGCCCUCCAUUCUACUGUUACUGCAGACAUUUAGUGGAGCCUACACAGCCUAUCCGGGGAAAGAGGAGUGACUGGAAGCUUCUUUUACUGUAAAAUGCAACUACAAGUCAAACUAUUGCCCUGGACUUUGUAAAGCAUGAAUUGCUUAUGCUCUUGGCAUACUUUACCUCCUUAUAGGAGUGCAUUUCAUGUUCAUACAUUGCCAGGUCUCCCAUUUUCAGAGCCAAGAAAGCCUUAGUAAGUGUCAGGACCACUGAUGGCAUCAUCUUUUCUACUUUCUGAAGAUACUUCACAGCUGUCAAAGGACAUACGUUCCUCAUGCUGGGACUGCAAAGAAUAUCAGGCAGCUGCACAGGGUCCGCGAGAUAGAAUAUCUGGAGAACUUUAUUUCCUGAUUCCUAUUGAAAUAAAAGCCAUUUGACAGUUUAGACCUUUGCAGAUGUACAUUCUUCUAUGGCAUAUGAAAGUAGUGCAGUUCUGCUGUUUUGUUUUUUUUUGUGGCAGGUUUGUUUGUAUUUUUUAAAAACUGACAAGUUCAGCUUAGGUAUCAAAUCACAGCACCUUUCCUGUUUCUCUCCUCCCCACUGUUAAAAGUAAAGGAUUUAUAACUGGUAGUGAUUCAACCCAUAUUAUGGCAUAUUCUGGUAGGAGAACAUCUACCAACAAAAUGCAUCUAUUUUUUAGCAAUCUGUACAGUUUAGCAAUGAUCAAAGAAACAGCUUGUUUUGCUACAGAAAUGGGAGAUGACAGAAAUUUGAAGCAGGGCUUUCCUAAAACAGAAGUGUCUCUGUGCAAGAGAACCACAUCACAGCAACGUGAAUAAUGAUAGCCAAACCUGUAAGACGUUACUUGAAUGCAGUCCAAAGCAUCACAGGUGCUGCUUGCUAUUCAACAACAGUGGGAAAAUAAAAAUAAUGUGAAAAAAACCCCUGUAAAACUGAAAAAACCCCCCUGUAAAAAAAAAGCAGCUCAGCAUUUUCAAA
Passer domesticus (house sparrow) is the source of this 6085-nucleotide messenger RNA. RefSeq names its product ceruloplasmin (gene CP). The record is from RefSeq and is a predicted model, not a curated record. Gene Ontology annotation, molecular function: signaling receptor activity; oxidoreductase activity; copper ion binding. Lineage: Eukaryota; Metazoa; Chordata; Aves; Passeriformes; Passeridae. The transcript has 19 exons. The coding region runs from base 105 to 3344 and encodes 1079 amino acids. Gene Ontology annotation, cellular component: plasma membrane.